AUGUCUUGGUGUAAGAAGAAUAUACAAGAACGUUGGGAAAAGCGAUUCGCUUUACGAAUCGCAGAGCACGACGAAUCCAUUCUUGUACUUAAAACCAGGUUUGAUCAGGUAUGGAAUUGGUUUUCAGCUGCUGAACUUGGAAAGACUGUUACCGAGUACUGGUCGGCAUGGUAUGAACAUGCCGAGAAAGGUCUGUAUAGUGCAGACUCGUCCAGACCCCUUAUCAAACCAGAUCCAAAUUACGUUCACGACCUCGAUGAUGUUCGCCCGGAGCUGUUCACACAGAUCCUCGUGGACGGAGAAACCGAGUUCGUACCGGAUUUGAGGAAGAUAGGACUACUCGGAAGUCGUUGGAUAGUAUCGCGAAAGCGCAAUACUAAUCUUUUCGACCUUGCAAAUGUGUGGAAGAAAACAGUCUUUCGUAAACUGGAUGAAGACAUCGCUGAAAAAGGUGGUGUUGUUCCCGAAACUCAAAACGUUAAUGAAACUUAUCACUCUGCUUUAGUUGAAGCUGCUGAACAGAUAA
Messenger RNA from Psilocybe cubensis, 526 nucleotides. RefSeq lists its product as uncharacterized. Lineage: Eukaryota; Fungi; Basidiomycota; Agaricomycetes; Agaricales; Agrocybaceae. The record is from RefSeq and is a predicted model, not a curated record. The transcript has a single exon. The annotation marks the transcript as partial.